UUGUUGUUAAUGCCCCCUGUGUCCUGUGAUCGAAAGCAUCCGCGUUGUCUUAAAGCUUUCCGACAGAAUGCGCAACUUCGGAACUUCCGAUGUCUGACGAAAGUCUACGGUUUGAAAACCGUGGAGGCCUGCUACGAAUUUCCACAUGCUCCUUAAGCACGCAAUCACAUUUUGCCCAUGUCAUCAUCCUCGUUCGCAUUACCCGCUUCGCGAGUUACAUGGCAUUUCGCGGCAGCGUGUGUCGCACCUAUCUUUCAAUCUUGUUUGACUUUUCAAUGAUAUAACACUGAUCCUCGAUUACGAGGAUUCCAACGCAUGAUGAAUUGAAUCACUUUCGAUCCCUGUCAUUCAUUCGUUCUUUCGUAUCUUCAAUUUCUUUACCUCAAUGUAUUGAUUUUCCUUUAAUUUUGCACGAUUCAUGAUUCAUGACGUCUUGUGCUUUCCCACCGAUAGACUAGUGUUGAUCCCAUAUUUCGGCUAUUUCCGAAUAUUCUUAUGUAUUCACGUGUCUUCGGAUAUACUCGAAUGCAAAACCACUUACACUUAUGGAUUCUUGUGACACGAAUAUUGUCAUAUUUCAUUUACUAAUGAGAGAAAGUACACUUUUAUGAGUUAAUGAUUUGACCAUGACAAGUAAUGUAACAACGAUUAAGUUAGAAGAGGAGCAAGAAUCUGUAACAGAGAUACAGACUUACUUAGAAACAUUUAAUAAAGAAAUAGAAGGAGGUCAAGGAGAGCAAUUACAGCAUGUACAGUUGCAACAAGUGGAAGGAUUGUCAGGUGGUGAAGAGGGUGGAACUUACUUUGUUGAUCAAUCUGGUCAAUAUUACUACCAAGCAAACAAUGAUGAAACACCUGUGAUGACACAGGUACAAAUCCAAGAAGUAGAAGAAGCAGAUGUACAAAAUGAAGAAGAAACACUUGAAGAAGAAGAAUUCCAUGAAAUUGGAGAAUUAGAAAAUGUUGAUGGUGAUGAAGAUGGGCAGGUAGUUAGUAAUGGAAAUAAUGAGGUUGUAAUCAAUUCUGGAGAUCCGUAUCAAACAGUUACUAUUGUACCAUCUGAUACUAAUCCUGCUGAAGUCAGUUAUGUACUAAUAGUUCAACAACCAGAUGAUGAGGAUAAGGGAAGCAGACUGGUAGAGCAAGAGGGAACUGAAGGUGAAGAAGGAAAAGGAGAACAAGAUCUUACAGUUUAUGAUUUUGAAGAUAAUGAAGAUAAUGAAGUACCUGUGGAAUCAGAAGUAGAAGAUGACAAAACUAAGAUUGUGAAAAUUUUACCUAAAAAGUCCCAAACUGUUACUCAAGCUCAUAUGUGUAAUUACUGUAACUACACAAGUCCAAAACGAUAUCUGCUAUCACGACAUAUGAAAUCACAUUCUGAGGAAAGGCCACAUAAAUGUAGCGUUUGUGAAAGAGGAUUUAAAACUCUGGCCUCGCUUCAAAAUCAUGUUAAUACACAUACUGGGACCAAGCCACAUCGUUGUAAAUUUUGUGAAAGUGCAUUCACAACUUCUGGUGAACUUGUUAGACAUGUUCGAUAUAGACACACCCAUGAAAAGCCACAUAAAUGUCCUGAAUGUGACUAUGCAUCUGUCGAAUUGUCUAAACUUCAUCGUCAUAUUCGGUGUCAUACAGGCGAACGUCCAUAUCAGUGUCCGCAUUGUACAUAUGCAAGUCCUGAUACUUUCAAGCUAAAACGCCAUUUGCGCAUACAUACGGGAGAAAAACCAUACGAGUGUGAUUUUUGUCAAGCAAGAUUUACUCAGUCUAACAGCUUAAAAGCUCACAAAUUAAUACAUAACGUUGGGAACAAGCCAGUCUUUCAAUGUGAAUUAUGUCCAGUAACUUGUAGGAGAAAAACAGAUCUCAGAAUUCAUGUACAAAAAUUACACACCUCUGACAAACCUUUGAAAUGUAAACGCUGUGGAAAAUCAUUCCCAGAUAGAUAUAGCUACAAACUGCAUAGUAAAACUCACGAAGGGGAAAAGUGUUAUAAAUGUGAUUUAUGCCCAUAUGCUUCUAUAUCCGAGCGCCAUCUCGAAAGCCACAUGUUAAUUCAUACGGACCAAAAACCAUAUCAUUGUGAUCAUUGCUUUCAAUCAUUCAGACAGAAACAACUUCUUAAACGGCAUUGUAACUUGUAUCACAAUCCUUCUUAUGUUCCUCCUGCACCUCAAGAGAAGUCACAUCAAUGCCCUGAAUGUGAACGGUCAUUCAGGCAUAAAGGAAACCUAAUUCGACAUAUGGCUGUGCAUGACCCAGAGUCAUCCAUUCAAGAAAAGCAACAAGCAUUGAAGAUGGGAAGACAGAAAAAGAUUCAAAUAAUAGACGGGCAAAGAGUAGAGGUCAUGACAGGUGAUUUAGCUACUAAGCUUAAAGAUUAUGAAGAAGAAGAAGAUGAAGAUGAUGUGAUGGCAGUGGAGGGAAGUGAUGGUCAGCAAUAUGUUGUAUUGGAGGUUAUACAGCUAGCUGACAAUCAAGAAACUGAUCAACAAAUGGCUGUUGUAGCUAACGAAGAUGGAGAUUUAUUGAUGCAAGAUCCUUUGAGUCAAGAAAGUGGAAUUGUAACUGGUAGAAUCGAGGGAGGAGAUGAAGUAAAAGAAGAAGAUAUAGAAAUAGAUGAGUUGAAAAUGGAAUCAGAAACGUGUACUAAAUCUUUAUCGCGGAACAUGCAAAGCGAUCCAAAAUUACAGAAAGAAAUGGAAACAUGUUUUGGUUUUGACGAGGAAGAGGAGGAAGAAGAAGAAGCCAAUGAUAAUAUAAAUAUAUUGCAGACAAUUUCUUAAUAAAAAAACAUGAAUGUGAGGAAAUUUAUUUAUGUAAUAGUCAAAUGUCUUAUCUUUCUCGCAGUAACAGUGUAUGUUCUGUGAGUGCUGUUUAAUAUUAUUUAAAGACUCUGUGAGUAGCUCCAAUGGAGCCAAUUUCCGGAUCCAACGUGGUCUAUACGAAUAGUACAAGAACAUCCUUUGCCAUUAGUGUGUUAGACAUACGUAAUAAUUUAUGAAGAAACAGUUUUGUGGUUUAGUAAUAUAUAAAGUGAAUGUACAAUUAUAUUAGUUGUGCAAGAAAGUAAUGGCAAAUUUUUACUCGGUAAUAUACACGCGUUGCCAAUUUACGGUCAUUACUUUCGUAUGCACCUAAUUAUAAUUUUAAUUCAUUUUCUGUCAAAUUUGUGCUUUGAAAAUUUUAAAUCAGCGAAACCUUUGCAGAUAAGAUCGGAUAUAUCAUCAAUAUAGAUUGAUCUAAUAUUUUUAAAUCAGUCAUUUAAUAAACGUUAACAGAAAAACAUAGAAUGUAGCAAAGUGUUGACAUUGGGUGAUUCGUUCAUUGUUGAUAUAUGGUUAAUGGAACUGAAAUUGCAGAAUCAUGCGAGGCUCCAAUGUAUAUACAUACUUGCCAUUAUAUUUCAUUUUAUAGGUAAACAUCGUAUUCUAUAAAUAAUUAGAGGGAAUAUUAGUGGUAAAUUUAACGAUCGAUCGAGUUUUGUGUUAUUUAAUAUGAAUGAUGUCUGCAUAUUUAUAGGAAUGUACAUAAGUAAUAUAUAAUGCAACAAAAAAAGAAUUAGAAAUUUUUCAUUGACUUGAGAGAUGUUACAUUUGUGAUUGUAUAGGAGUAUUUUAUAGUAAUAAUACACGGUUUUUCUGUGAAUAAGUAGAAUGAAUAUUAAUGAUAUACUGUUAACGAUUAUGAUUAUAAGAUCAAGUGUUUUGCGGAUAUAAGAUAAAGUAUGAAUGACAUAAAGUAAUUUGAAGUUAAAUGUAAUCUUAUAAUUAUUAUAAUUAUAAUAAUUUUUUAUUUCUCUUUUAUUAAUUACAUUCUCUUCAAAACAUAGAAUUUUUAGAAUACACCUUUUUUCCACGUUGAUCGUAACCAUUAUAGCAAAACAUGAAUAUACUAAUAAGAAAAUAGUACGUAUGUUUGUAAACAAGGACAAAACUUUUAAACAAUUGAGGCUUUUUGCGUUUUGUUGACAGAUCAAACUAUUGUAUAGUUUUUUGAUCGAGCAUCCACAAAACGACAAUUUCCUAUCAAUCCAAUAUCAAGAGAAAUUGACAUUGUAAAAUCCUUGUAAAAUUGUAUAUACAAUAGUAUAUACAAUUGUAAAUGAGCAGUUGCUAAUUUUGUGCUAUUCAAAUCGGAGCACUAUCGUACAAUAUCCCAAAGAAAAAGUGGUGUAGCAUGUUCUCUAUAAUAAACAUUUUAUCUUCGACGAUA
Messenger RNA from Bombus impatiens (common eastern bumble bee), 4215 nucleotides. Its product is annotated as transcriptional repressor CTCFL. The transcript is spliced from 12 exons. Gene Ontology annotation, molecular function: RNA polymerase II cis-regulatory region sequence-specific DNA binding; DNA-binding transcription factor activity. The record is from RefSeq and is a predicted model, not a curated record. NCBI's taxonomy places the organism in Eukaryota, Metazoa, Arthropoda, Insecta, Hymenoptera, Apidae. The coding region runs from base 627 to 2786 and encodes 719 amino acids. Gene Ontology annotation, biological process: regulation of transcription by RNA polymerase II.